AAUUGCUCGAUAAACCCCCUACGAAAAAACCCCUUAUAUAAAGAAGAGUAUUUAGGAACAUGGCCCAAAACACAGCAGACACUUUCAUCCAUUUAAUUGCCGGCGGAUCCGCUGGCACGGUGGGCGCCGUGGUCACAUGUCCCCUGGAGGUGGUGAAGACCCGUCUGCAGAGCUCUACGGCUUUCAUGACGCCGUCGCGUCUGGCGGAGAAUGCCGGAGGACCGGCGAACGGUGGCCAAUCGGAGCUUUUGCGGCCGGAACAACGACGUAAGCUAAGCACAACGAUAUUACGUAACAGAUCACAGCCACAGGUGAUUGGGGGUGUGCGUAGGAUCAUGGCCAUUUCCCAUUGCGGCAUCUCAUCCACAACCCCCAAAUCCAUGAGCAUCGUGCAGUGCCUGCGACACAUUGUCCAAAACGAGGGUCCCCGCGCUCUGUUCAAAGGUCUGGGUCCGAAUCUCGUGGGCGUGGCCCCCUCCCGUGCCAUCUACUUCUGCACCUACUCACAAACCAAAAACACGCUCAACAGUUUGGGCUUUGUUGAACGUGACUCGCCAUUGGUGCACAUAAUGAGUGCAGCGAGUGCUGGCUUCGUCUCCUCCACCGCCACCAAUCCCAUUUGGUUUGUGAAGACGCGGAUGCAGCUGGACUACAACUCCAAGGUGCAGAUGACCGUGAGGCAGUGCAUCGAGAGGGUCUAUGCCCAGGGAGGCGUUGCUGCCUUCUACAAGGGCAUCACGGCCAGCUAUUUUGGAAUCUGCGAGACUAUGGUUCACUUUGUCAUCUACGAGUUUAUCAAGUCCAAGUUGCUGGAGCAGCGAAAUCAGCGGCAUACGGACACAAAGGGAUCCCGAGACUUCCUGGAAUUCAUGAUGGCUGGGGCGGUUUCCAAAACCAUUGCCUCCUGCAUCGCGUAUCCCCAUGAAGUGGCUCGAACUCGUCUGCGGGAGGAGGGCAACAAGUACAACUCCUUCUGGCAGACUCUGCACACAGUUUGGAAGGAGGAGGGCAGAGCAGGACUCUAUAGAGGCCUGGCCACGCAGCUGGUGCGACAGAUUCCCAACACGGCGAUCAUGAUGGCCACCUACGAGGCAGUCGUCUAUGUCCUCACCCGGCGCUUCAACAACAAAUCGAACGAGUUCUACGACUUUUAGACAGCAUUAUUCAGUCGGAGAAUCCCCGAUCAAGGACUAGUUAACAUACGAGGAGGUGGAACCCAAUCUGUGCAUAUGUAGACGCGACUGCUGCAACUUAAUUGUAAUUGUAACCCAUUUUUUUAGACGAUCCAAACCAACGAGCGCAAAUUCUUAGUUAACUAGCUUCUAAGUCGGAUAUGAAACGAACUCGAUAGACUUAAGACGUUAGACGUUGAACGUUGGCCAAUAAUACAAACAGAAAACACGCACCAGGAUCGAAAUGCACCAUCCAAAAAAACAAAAAAAAAGGAAACAACACUUUGCUAUAUGCCAUAAAAGGAUCUAAGUUUGAAAAAUGCGGAAAAACAAACGUUAUCAAAAUUUGAAAAGGCUGCUAUUUAGUUAAAGAUACAAUAUAUAUUGAGUGUAUAAACGUGGUUGAUAUUUUGAUAUAGUAGUGUAAAUAGAAUUCGAUUCGCUCAGAGUGUAUUGUAAAUAGAUAAAGAGUGAGUCGACUGGCGUUGCAAUAUGGCUCCCUAGUUUUGUUAGUUGUAAGCACAAAAAAUGUUGAAUCGGCCGCAGUUGCCAGUAGAUGCCGCUAUAUAUAUAUAUUAAUAUAAAACCGACCGAUCCGAUAUACGUAACUGUAACCGUAAUUUGUAAAAGUUUCCGUUAAGUUUCCUCAAAUGCGAUAUACAUUUUAGUUACCAUUACUCUACCAUUACACUUAUGAUUAUUAAUAUUAUUAUUAUUAUUGCUGUUUAUUUAGUCCAUUAGUUAGCUAGUUAGUGAGCUCCACUGAGAGCCAUAGUGCCCCCCGCCCCCAAAAAACGUAUUUCAUCGAUAACGAGCAAAGAACGAAGAAAACUACUGUGAAUAAUUGAUUGCAAUCUGAUUUAGUGGUGAAAUCAAUAAAUACAACACUUUUGUUUAAAAAUAA
Drosophila takahashii is the source of this 2076-nucleotide messenger RNA. RefSeq names its product replication in mitochondria 2 (gene Rim2). The record is from RefSeq and is a predicted model, not a curated record. NCBI's taxonomy places the organism in Eukaryota, Metazoa, Arthropoda, Insecta, Diptera, Drosophilidae. Gene Ontology annotation, biological process: pyrimidine nucleotide import into mitochondrion. Gene Ontology annotation, molecular function: pyrimidine nucleotide transmembrane transporter activity. Gene Ontology annotation, cellular component: mitochondrion.